Messenger RNA from Branchiostoma belcheri (Belcher's lancelet), 2206 nucleotides. RefSeq names its product gastrula zinc finger protein XlCGF57.1-like. Bases 1 to 1566 code for a protein of 521 amino acids. The transcript is spliced from 3 exons. NCBI's taxonomy places the organism in Eukaryota, Metazoa, Chordata, Leptocardii, Amphioxiformes, Branchiostomatidae. Gene Ontology annotation, molecular function: DNA-binding transcription factor activity, RNA polymerase II-specific; RNA polymerase II transcription regulatory region sequence-specific DNA binding. Gene Ontology annotation, biological process: regulation of transcription by RNA polymerase II. The record is from RefSeq and is a predicted model, not a curated record. Gene Ontology annotation, cellular component: nucleus.
AUGCAGAAGGAAUACAGCGGGGCAGGAGGGUCGUCAGGGCAAACUCACGGCACCGACAGACACACAUACGUAACAAGUAACGGUGCCACUGAAAUCUGCUUCAGUUUUGAGCCAGAAGACACUCACUCAGAAGAUGUCAGCAACAGUAAUAGCUUACAGGAGGAUGAAGUUGUCCAAACCGAACCUCCUGCCGUUGUCACAUCUUACGCAGAGGAAGACAGAACUGUCAGCCAACAUGAUGAUGAAUCUAACACUGAGCUUGUCUUAGCAUUGGAUACAUCUCAGGCUUUCAAACCAACUGACAAUGCUAAUAGCAGUUACACAAAAAUAACAGAAGUGAGAGAAGGGAGAAGAGAAUCAGACGUAGAAGAAGUCAUGACAGUUGAAUGUGGACCAGCAUCAGAAACAGUAGAGGACAAAUGUACGGACCAGUCAGUGUCAUAUGAAGAAGUUGACUUUUCCUGUACUUCUGCUGCAGAAAUGUUAGUUUGGUUGCCAGGGCAGCAAGUGAUCAAUGGAGGGCAAGCUGUACAGUUUGCUGAGCAGGACACAAAUGCUGAGGAUAAAUCGUACAAGUGUCCUCUCUGUGAUUACACAACUCGUUAUGCUUCAAACCUAACGAGGCACAGCCAAGUACACUCUGGGAACCGGCCCUUCAAAUGUGUGCACUGUGACUAUGCAGGGGGGUCCAAGAAGGCCCUGAGCCAGCACAUGGCCCGGCACACUGGUGAGAAACCACUGGUGUGUAAGGAGUGUGGGUUCAGGACAGCCUAUAGGACUGCGUUCGACUACCACCGGAAGACUCACACUGGAGAGAAACCCUACAUGUGUGACAAGUGUGGGCACCGGUCUGCUAACAAAGCAAGCUGGCGUACGCACAUGAAAACUCAUUCCAAAGUGCCUCUUAAGUGUGAACGUUGCGAGUAUGCCACAUUUAAGCCAUCCCACCUUGCUGCACACGUAAGAACUCACAAUGAAGGUAAACAACCGAAAGGGCAAGACUGUGAUGCCGUGGGAAGGAAGGAACUCCAGCCCCACACGAAAACGAACUCAGAGGAAAAACCAUUUGCAUGCGAAAAGUGCCCAUACAAGUCUCGCUAUAAAGCUGGCCUGGCGAACCACUUAAAAACUCACACGGGCGAAAAACCACACGUAUGUGAGCAGUGUGGUUACAGAGCUGCGCAGAAGGCUACGUUAUACAGACACAUGAGAACCCACACUGGAGAGAAACCCUUUCCAUGUACAGUAUGUGGCCGAAGCUGUGCUACACAGUACCUCCUAGAAACCCACAUGAAGUCUCACCAACCCAAGGAGCCCCUCGUGUGCCGAGACUGUAACUACAGAACCAUGAACAAGGCAGACAUGAACAGGCACAUCAGAACUCACACAGGGGAGAAACCCUACAGCUGUGAGGAGUGUGACUACAGGGCGACCAACAAGUCAGCUCUAGUGUUCCACACAAGGAUUCACAGAGGGGAGAAACCCUUUAAGUGUCAGCACUGUGACUACGCAGCAGUGAGGAAAGACUUGUUAACGGCGCAUUUACUGAGACAUGCAAAGACUUGAACUAUUCCCAAAGUGAGUGUCUCAGUCAAGUGUGUCUACGAGUGCUCUGACUAGUGCAGUGACAUGAGUCCCAACCUGAACCUAAACUCUGCACUUGAAUCCGGACGUACCCUGAACCUGGGUUUAGGUACACAGCACUAGCUCUGACCAUACAUGCAGUAUACAUUGAACAUCAUUCAGUAGUGACUGUUCUAUUGAUCUUGGACCUGGCAGUUAUGGGUUCGAAUCCUGACUGUUGCUCCUCCUCUUAUGCUUUUGCAUACAUCAGAAACAACAGCUAGCAAAUGAAGAUAGAAGAGUGUAUAAGAAGGAAAAGCAGUAGAAGCCAUGUGUAACAAGUAACAGGUAAUAAGGCCACACCAAAUUAAUUUGUUUGUUCUUGGAAUCGCCUCAAAAAAAAUUCUGAAUCAACUCAAAUAUGCUCAUAUUUUACCCCCAUAAGUUGAACAGUCCUUUUCGUCCUAGUUGUUACAGUUUUUCCAUCUAUCAAUGCAGUGGUUUUAUUAAAAGUUCAAAAUUCAUUGUUUAGAUAUUGACCCAGCCUUUUGUGUUGACUUCAUUUCUCCUAUCGUAGCAUUUGGGGCUGCAAUAGGGUGCCUAGACCUUUAUUUAUUUUCGCCCUGUCGCUUCAUAUUUUUUC